Messenger RNA from Oppia nitens, 522 nucleotides. RefSeq lists its product as uncharacterized. The record is from RefSeq and is a predicted model, not a curated record. Gene Ontology annotation, cellular component: extracellular region. Lineage: Eukaryota; Metazoa; Arthropoda; Arachnida; Sarcoptiformes; Oppiidae. Bases 1 to 522 code for a protein of 173 amino acids. The transcript has 3 exons.
AUGGCCAGCAAUAACGGUAAACCGUUACCCGAUUUAACUGACCAGACAUUUCAAACCGAUUGUAUCAAUAAUCACGCCAUUUAUAGAUCCAAACAUAUGAAUACACCUAAUCUGACUGUUGAACAAUCGCUGAUAACUUAUGCCCAAAAUCGAUGCCAAGAUAUCUCAUCCAAACCUCAACUAACCGGUGAAGACAGCGGUAACUACCUAUCACUCGGUCAGAACACAUACUGGGUAGGACUACCUGGUAAUGUCAAACAAAUAGCACCAUGCUCAAAUGCAGUUCCAGCUUGGUACAAUGAAAUUAGUAAAUAUAAUUACUCGAAACCGGGCUAUAGUUCAGCAACCGGUCACUUCACUCAGUUAGUCUGGAAGGACAGCCUACAGGUUGGCUGUGCCCGAUGUGGCGGUAAUGGCGGCACAUAUUACGAGACAUACAUUGUCUGCGUUUACAAACCUCAGGGAAACAUCAUUGGCGUCAACUUUGCCACAGAAGUUAUGCCAUUGAAAACUAGUGGUUAA